Messenger RNA from Alternaria alternata, 2224 nucleotides. Its product is annotated as general substrate transporter. Gene Ontology annotation, molecular function: carbohydrate:proton symporter activity. Lineage: Eukaryota; Fungi; Ascomycota; Dothideomycetes; Pleosporales; Pleosporaceae. The transcript has 2 exons. The record is from RefSeq and is a predicted model, not a curated record. Gene Ontology annotation, biological process: transmembrane transport; carbohydrate transport. Bases 338 to 1951 code for a protein of 537 amino acids. Gene Ontology annotation, cellular component: membrane.
AUCACAGUCCUACGACGUACGAGUGGUCCCCAUCUCGUCUGCUCUAGGUCCAGCACUAUCCUGGCUAAGACCACACACUAAGCUUCCCCAGCACCUUCGGACCUAUUCUUACUAGCUUGUUGGCCAGCCGCGGGACUAGCGCGCUCACUCCAUGCUUCCAGUCUCCAGACUAGGCGGCUGCCCAUGGAGAUCCCCAGGCUCGUGGAAACACAUCCCCAAAUGUACUUAAAGAUGGUCAGCCCGCCGUGAAGUAGCAGACAUCCUCAUCCGAGUAUUCUACUCUCUAGACUUGAGUCUUCCUUCUCCAUCGCUUUUACAUAUUAGAUCGUUGCCAAUCAUGGGUCUGAUGUUGAAGAAGCCUCAGGGCGUAGCUGGCUCGACAGCGCCCGCCAUCCUGGUCGGCUUGUUUGUUGCCUUCGGUGGUGUUCUGUUCGGUUAUGAUACUGGUACCAUUGGUGGUAUCCUAGGAAUGAAGCACUGGCGAGAGCUUUUCAGCACUGGCUUCAAAAACCGUACCGACGGUCUCCCCGAUGUCACCGCCGAACAAACCUCGUUGAUCGUCUCUAUCCUCUCUGCUGGUACCUUCUUCGGUGCUCUGACUGCCGCACCCACUGCCGAUUUCCUUGGUCGCCGUCUCGGUCUUGUUGUCAGCAACAUCGUCUUCUGUGUCGGUGUCAUCCUCCAGACUGCUGCUACCGCUAUCCCCAUGUUCGUUGCUGGACGUUUCUUCGCUGGUUACGGUGUUGGUAUGAUCAGUGCCACUAUUCCCUUGUACCAAUCCGAGACUGCACCCAAGUGGAUUCGUGGUACCAUCGUCGGUUGCUACCAGCUUGCUAUCACCAUCGGUCUGUUGCUUGCUGCUAUCGUCAAUAACUCCACCAAGGACAGGGACGAUACCGGCUCGUACCGUAUUCCCAUCGCUGUUCAAUUCGCCUGGGCUAUCAUUCUCUUCCUUGGUUGCAUCUGGCUUCCCGAGACUCCCCGCUGGUUCAUCAAGAAGGGUCACCCAGAGAAGGCUGCUAAGUCUCUUUCCACCCUUCGCCGCCUUAAUGUCGAGGAUCCCGCUCUCGUUGAGGAGUUGGCUGAGAUCACUGCCAACCAUGAAUACGAACUGUCUCUUGGCAAGGCCACCUACCUCGACUGCUUCCGCGGCAACCUGGGAAAGCGUCUCUUCACUGGUUGUGCUCUCCAGUCCCUCCAACAGCUCACUGGUGUCAACUUCAUCUUCUACUACGGAACUUCCUUCUUCCAGAACUCCGGAAUCAGCAACCCCUUCGUCGUCAGUAUGAUUACCUCUUGCGUCAACGUUGCCUCAACCUUCCCUGGUCUUUACCUCGUCGAGAAGUGGGGUCGCCGCAACCUUCUCCUUUUCGGUGCCAUCGGUAUGGCUGUCUGCCAAUUCAUCGUUGCCAUUACCGGUACCGUUGCUGGCGUUGAUAACCAGUCUGCACAGAAGGCUUUGAUCGCAUUCGUCUGCAUCUACAUUUUCUUCUUCGCCUGCUCAUGGGGACCCGUUGCCUGGGUCGUCACUGGUGAGAUCUUCCCUCUCAAGGUCCGAGCCAAGUCUCUCUCUAUGACUACAGCAUCCAACUGGUUGCUCAACUUUGCCAUUGGAUACGCUACCCCAUACAUGGUCAAUGACGGUCCCGGCAACGCCAACAUGGGUGCUAAGGUCUUCUUCGUCUGGGGAGGAUGCUGCUUUAUUUGCAUCUUCUUCGUCUGGGCCAUGAUCUACGAGACCAAGGGACUUUCUCUCGAGCAAGUCGACGAGCUCUACGGCAAGUGCUCCCAGGCCUGGAAGUCCCCUGGCUUCGUUCCUUCCCUCUCUUUCCAAGAUGUCCAGGACAUGCACGCCGACAACCGCCGUGCUAGCCUUACCGAGAUCGAGGCCGAUGCUUCUCGCAAGAGGAGCGCCACCUACAAUGAAUACCCUGAGAAGCACACUGUUUAAGCGUCUACCACCGAGACGCAUUGAAUUCACGAAGACUAAUGAGAGUCGCUACUACCCCUGUAAAUACGCAACUGGCGGUUUGAGUUUCGCAUGAUAGCGCUGCGCACUGUAUAUAUCCAUCGUCCAUGAAUUAUGAUCUGUAUCACUUCAUCCACGUCCAUAAUUGCUUUCCUCGUGCUCUUACCCUCAUUUACUUUCCAAUCCACUUCCAAUUCUCUCUGACGGAAGGAUAAUCGGUAACUACUAGUCUAGAUCCCGCCACUCAGGCGAUCG